AUGUGUUUCCACAACUACACCUCGCACAACGGCUGCGGCCAUCUGGGCGAAUCGCAUACUCAACCAUGGACACUCUGCGACACAGCUCUAGCCCGCCUCAACACUCUGCGUGGCCCAAACUCUCCGCCGCUCUCCCCACCAACAGCAACCAAACACCCAUCACACAACCGCCGCUCAUCAUCCACACGGCGCUUCUUCUCUCUCAGUGGAACACUUUCGCGCUCAAACACUAACGCAUCGUCAACAUCGUCUCGUCGUGCAGUCUCGGGCCCAUCGUGUUCCUCCUCAUCAUCGGGGAUCAGGACGCCGCGCGCAUCGACGUCGAGUUAUGGCUCCUAUGUGCCCACCAGGCCGCUGGACUACUCGACCCUUCCAGACCACCAGCUCGUGGCUGUGAAGUGUGAGAAUCCCAUCCAGCGCACGCAUGUGACGCGUGACAUGAGGGUAUGCAAGAAUUGCGAGUGCGCCAUUGCUGAUAUGCGCAACAUGCUUGCGCGGUACGACAAGACAGGUAGUGUAAUGGGGACCAGCGCAUUCGAGCGCUUCCUCCGUAAAGAAGGAGAAGGUGGUGGGGAGCGCGAAGGCGACGUUACAAUUCCACUCGAGGAUGAUGCGAAUGGCGCUAUAUAUGGCGCCAGGCAAGCUAUCAUCAUGGGCUUCCCCGAGAGCGAUUUGAAUAGCGAAGGACCCAGGGGGUUGGGCACACUGACAGAUAAAGAAUACGCGUAUGGGAAUACCCAUAGCCACGACUACUUUGCUGCUGCUGGGCCUAACCGGUAUUAG
Molecule: messenger RNA, 783 nt
Organism: Plenodomus lingam JN3
Lineage: Eukaryota; Fungi; Ascomycota; Dothideomycetes; Pleosporales; Leptosphaeriaceae
Source: RefSeq, a predicted model, not a curated record